CUCUGGUUCUCUCUCUCUCUGUCUCUCUCUCUGUCUCUCUCUGGUUCUCUCUCUCUCUGUCUCUCUCUCUCUCUAGUUCUCUCUCUCUGUCUCUGUCUCUCUCUCUCUCAGUCCUGCUGCAUUAGCUGAACCUGCAGAGCUGAUGCUGAUUGGUUCUGGCUGGCUGAAGGUCUGACAUCACCAUCAUCGUCAUCAUACAGUCCAGAACCAGAACCUGUAGAACCAGAUCCAGUAGAACCAGUGGAGAUGUUCAGGUACACUGCUCCCUGGCAGGUUCUCUGUCACAGUCUGGACCAGAACACCAAGAGACUGUCUGCAGCCGUCCGACCGGAUCCUCUGAAUCCUCACAGUUCCCAAACAUCGGUUCAGAGUCUUCCUCCAUCUGAACCUCCACCUACCCCUGGCUCCAAAGGGCCCCCCACCACCCCCACAGCAGAUCCCCCUGCAGGGCCCCAAGCAGAGCCCCCUGCAGCCAUGGACAGCGUCCCGCGGCGCUGGGUGUUGAAGCCUCUCUCCCCGCUGCUGCAGCCCUCCGACCUGCGCUCCAUCGCCGGCCCGGCACCGAGCGACUCCACCGGCCCCGACGAUCUGGUUUUCACCUAUGACAACAUCUCCAUCGCACGAAGUUUCUCCUCCGUGGUCGUCUCCUCCCAGCAGGGCGCGGGUUCGGGUGACGUGGUGGUUCAGGCCCGGCAGGUCGCGGUGUUGCAGCAGGGAGGUGACGCCAGCGAGGAGUGGCGUCCCAGCAGCCCCAGCGAGUGGGGUCCCAGCAGCCCCAGCACUCCCAGCAGCAGCUCGGGCUCUCACUGCGGAUUCUACUCGUUCGUGGAGGAUCCGGUGAGUCCCGAGGCCGAGCUGAACGAAGCCUGGAUGGUGUCGCCGCAGCGACAGGCGCAGCUCGCCACCCUGAAGGAAGAUAAAGGAAUCAAACUACAGACCUACGCCAGCGGCAGGAAGCCGGAGAGUCUGUUCGCAGACAGCAACGGAGACUCGCAGUACCAAGUGGAUCCGAAGAACGGAACCGAAGCGAUUCGCGAAGUAGAAGAAAAGCAGCUUCGACAUGAGAUCAUUCGCAGCCAAGCCCCGAAGAAGAGCCUGACGUUGAAAUAUCAGUGGAGCGCGCUGGAGAGCCUGGAUCUGAGCAGAUCUCCCAAUAAACUUAUCCAAGGUUUCAGCGUAAGCUACAGUCCUGCUCGCUCCAGACCAGAACCCUCAGGCGCUGAUGAGCCCCGGACCGGGAACGAGCCCGGGACCGGGACCGUGGACCAGGAGCAGAUCAACUUCAGCGCAGCGAGACAACAGUUCCUUCAGAUGGAGCGGGACCGUCUGACGGCGCUGCCCGGCCCGCUGAGGUCCUCCAGAACACGUCUGAACACUCCGCUGUUGGAGUCGGAAAGGUCAUCAUCACAGGAAGUGGAGACGCUCCACAGCGUGAAGACUCUCAGCCAGCAGAGCAGUGUGUUUGAUGACCUGGACUCCGGCCUGGAGGAGCUGUCUGUGGAGGUUAGCGGCGGCGAUGACAGUGGUUUGUUCAAUGACGGCGCUCAGCAGGAGAACCGGAGCAGCUACGAGACCCCGAUAGAAAGGGAGAUCCGGUUAGUUCAGGAGCGUGAGGAGAACCUGCGACGCUCUCGAGGUUUGAAGCUCAGCGACAGCCGAGCGGAGAUGGUCGAGAUCAAAACCAAACGGUUGCAGUCGCCGCUGGCACCUGUCAUCAAAACCAAACACUUCCAGUCGCCACUGGCGCCAAUCAGGGCCAAAGAAAAGAGUCGGGUGAGCUUUAUCAUCCAGAAGGAGAUCCAGGGAGGAAUCCUGGGACCAUCAACUAACAAUGGACGACCCAGUCUGGAUCCUCAGCAGGAGCUGGAGGACAUCAAGAUGGAGUUAAACCAACCAGACGAGGACGAGAAGACAGAAGAAAGAUGCCAGUCUGAGUCUGGAGACCAAGUCUUCACGUUGCCGUGUUGUCCUCAUCGACACCCUGAAGAAAGCGAGUCGUGCCUCAGCUGGAUGAGUUCGGCUCCGUCUGACUUCUCCGAGAGGGACUCAGACGUCCAGGACGCUCCAGGUUUCAGCCUACACCAACCCACCAGAAUCCUUCUAAAGCAUCAAUCAUCUCCCUCCUCCCCCCCGACACCUCCCGGCUGGCGUGAUCUGCCGGCCGCCACGCCUCCACCAUCCUGGCGGGAGAACCUGGAGUCCACCGGGCUGACGUCUCGAGGAGCCGGCACUCCAGAUUUCAUAGAGAAGGAGAUCGAGGAGUCUCUGAGGCGAGAGCGGGAGCUGAAGGAGCUGAGGGAGAACAGGGAGGAAACAGACGCUCAGAUCUUCUCUCCCGCACCGCUCGUGGAACAGGCAACCAAGAUGGCCGUCGCUCAGUUCUACCCGUCUGCUAACACAGAUAAAACCGUCAGUGUUUCCUCUCAGUAUGCUCGUCCCUCCGCCCGUCUGCCCUCCAUCUCCUUCGUCACCGCUCAGCCCUUCUCCUCCCCUCCUCCCCCUCCCCUCCCGUGGACCUCGGCCCCCCCUCCCCUCAGAGGUCUGACGGAGACGCUGCUGCAGGACUUUGAGGAGAGACGAGUCAAAGAGAAGCUGGACGAGAGCGCAUAUGCAGGGAUUCAGCUGGUCGACGACGUGAAUAAUGAGGUCAUUGAGUCGACUCGAGUGACUCGACAUAAAAACAAGCGUGCUCUGCAGUGGGAGGCCGGAGAGUUCGCCAACCAGGCGGACCGCUGAGACCUGAUCCAGAUCCUGGUCCUGGCCUGGUCCUGAUCCUGGUCCAGAUCCUAAUCCUGAUCCUGAUCCUGAUCCUGAUCCUGGUCCUGACCCAGUUUGUGUCUUCCCUAACAGAACUUUUCUCUGAUUGUUUCUCCCUCAGCUGAGAUUAAAAUGGUUUUACUAAAGUGGAACACUCAGAAUGAACAGCUGCUCCUGAUUGGUCCCCUCUCCUCGUCCAAUCAGCUGCCAGCGACAGCAGAAACAGAGAUGACGUGUCAGAAGAGAAAUAAAGAGAGUGAAGAAGAUUAAAAAAAGAUGAAUAACAAGUUCUGAUUGUUUUCAUGAUUUUAAAAGAAUAAAAAAUAUUUUUCAAACUGCA
This is a messenger RNA of Perca fluviatilis (European perch), 3097 nucleotides long. RefSeq names its product mitotic spindle positioning. The record is from RefSeq and is a predicted model, not a curated record. Lineage: Eukaryota; Metazoa; Chordata; Actinopteri; Perciformes; Percidae.